Molecule: messenger RNA, 2348 nt
Organism: Echinops telfairi (small Madagascar hedgehog)
Lineage: Eukaryota; Metazoa; Chordata; Mammalia; Afrosoricida; Tenrecidae
Product: holocytochrome c-type synthase
Exons: 7
Coding region: 195-1004 (269 amino acids)
Biological process (GO): cytochrome c-heme linkage
Cellular component (GO): mitochondrion
Molecular function (GO): holocytochrome-c synthase activity
Source: RefSeq, a predicted model, not a curated record
GGGCCGGUGGGGGUCUGGAGUCCCGUGGACCCUGCAAGGAAGACUGCGGCCGCCCCCCUGCCACCGUUGCCCCUUCUUGCCCUGACUCCUUUUCUCUGCGUCACGCCACAACUUUGUGUCCCUCCCGUGAUACCUCAGCCCUGAGGCCAGGGGCUUGGCAAGAAUCGUUUCGAGUCAGCCCUGUGGUUCCAGCCAUGGGUUUGCCCCUAUCGAAGCCUGCUGUGGCUGUGCACACCUCAAAUGCUUCAGAUCAUCAGACAGCAUCCCCACCUUCAGGAUGCCCGAUGCAUGAAGGGAAAAUGACAGGUUGUCCAGUGAGCACAGAGCCACGGGAAGCCGCCAUUGAGGGCAUGGCCCCGCUGGUACCCACCCACCAGGAGCACGCCUAUGAAUACGUGGAGUGCCCAGUGAAGGCCGGCAAGUCUGUGGAGGUGGACCCUUCCAAUCUGAUGCCACCACCUAAUCAGAUGCCAGCCCCUGAUCAGCCCUUUCCGCUGUCGACGACCAGGGAGGAAUCUUCCAUUCCAAGAGCGGACUCCGAGAAGAAGUGGGUGUACCCCUCCGAGCAGAUGUUUUGGAAUGCCAUGUUAAAGAAAGGGUGGAAGUGGAAACACGAUGAUAUUAGUCAGAAAGAUAUGUAUAAUAUCAUUCGAAUUCACAAUCAGAAUAACGAGCAAGCCUGGAAGGAGAUCUUGAAGUGGGAAGCCCUGCACGCCAGGGAGUGUCCCUGCGGUCCAACAUUGAUCCGGUUUGGAGGUAAAGCUAAGGAGUAUUCGCCAAGGGCAAGGAUCCGUUCCUGGAUGGGGUAUGAGCUGCCCUUUGACCGGCACGAUUGGAUCAUCAACCGCUGUGGGACGGAGGUGAGGUACAUCAUUGACUACUACGAUGGCGGCGAGGUGGACAAGAACUACCAAUUCACCAUCUUGGAUGUCCGUCCUGCCCUGGAUUCCUUCUCAGCGGUGUGGGACAGGAUGAAGGUCGCCUGGUGGCGCUGGACUUCAUAACCACUGUUUUGUUGGAGAUGGAAAAAUAGGAACUAUUUUUUUUCUGAACUAGAUUAAACUAUUUUCCCUAGACAGCAUUGCAUUUAGGAUGACACAGGAGCUUCAGGUCAGUCAUCAGACACUCAGCUUAGGGAAGGAUGGUCUCUAGCCUCCGAUUCCACCGUGCCGCUGUGAGCAGCUCCUCAUACAUCCCCCCCUCCCCCCUUCUUCAGCGGUCGCCCCUUUACCAGCAGUAUUGCCUGUGUAUUUCAUCUAGAAAAGUCUGAACCACCUCUGUAAAAGGACUUUUCGGUUGAAAGUGAAGGAAGCGGUUUUUGUUUUAGCCUGAGUGUGUUCUCACACAUACUUGAUGUAGAUCCACGGAAAGUGAAGUUGAUGCUCCGGAGGGCUUUACUCUGUCCUCGAGUGAAACUGAAACUGCGUUUUCAAUAAGAGGCCAUUGUGCUUUUCAGAAAGUUCACCCGUUUGUAAAGUUCCUCCAAUAGACUAGUGACAUCUGAACACACCGAGAAAGGUGUAAGCUGAAACUAUGCCUGGCAAGACUCAGGCAAAGGUUGGAUCUCCCAGUUCCUUGUCCAAGUGAGAUCUUGGACCUUGUAGCACACGGGUAGUCCCUGACUGCUGAUGGUGGUUUCCUUCUGAUGGUUCCAUGGUAUGUUCGUUCCGAUGGAAGGCCAAGAUUUCAUCUUACUUUGUUUUCAUGAUUAUUCCCUUUGAGUAUCAGUGUCUUUACAUUCUGCACAUAUCACACACACAUCAAACAUCUGCGAAUGGGAAUAGCAGCAAACUACCCCAAGACGGUGUCUGUAGUACUUAUUCCUAGUGAUGAGAGGUACCGAAAAACACAGUCCUUAGUGGGCUUGGUCACAACUAGACUACAUUGGGAGUUGGGAACUACCUGUCCUUUCAUGUCCACGGUGCUUUGAAAUACAUAACUAAAUUUGUGAGAUAAGUUUUUUUUAGCUUCUGUUUGUAUCCACCAAUGCUGUCAGCAGAUGGCUCCUGAGUUGGCCCAAUGUCGUCCCGUUCCCUCUCUCUGAAGCCAUUCUUCUUGACCUAAAAUCUCAGGAGCCUGUCUUGGGUUGUGUUGUUGCGAACACUCUGUUCGCGUGUUAAAUUCUUCAAGAAUCAUCUGGGCUUCCACUGCUAUAGAAUGUUGAACCUAAGGCACCAUGUCAGUUUAGGUUUCUGUUAAGAAAACUCUAAAUCUGCCGUUAAACUUCCUUGAAUCAGUAAAUUAGAAACUGGUUGCUCUUUUAAUUUUCAUAAUGUUUUACCAACAACUGUUGGUUGGGGGUUUUGUGUGUGUGUGUGUUUAUAUUAAAUAAUUUAUCUGAAACGUCA